This is a messenger RNA of Salmo salar (Atlantic salmon), 4575 nucleotides long. RefSeq lists its product as uncharacterized. Gene Ontology annotation, molecular function: DNA-binding transcription repressor activity, RNA polymerase II-specific; RNA polymerase II cis-regulatory region sequence-specific DNA binding. The record is from RefSeq and is a predicted model, not a curated record. Gene Ontology annotation, biological process: regulation of cytokine production; regulation of immune system process; negative regulation of transcription by RNA polymerase II. Gene Ontology annotation, cellular component: nucleoplasm. Lineage: Eukaryota; Metazoa; Chordata; Actinopteri; Salmoniformes; Salmonidae.
UAUACCUUUUUGGAUGUAGUCUGUAAACCUUAAAGAAGAAGAAGAAACUCAUGGACGACAGUCUCAAGUUAAAUGUUUCUUCAAAAUGGCGAAACCACAGUUGUUGACUGUGUUUAUAGCCAAGCGAUUAAUAUCGGCAGCCGUUAACAUAUUUGGGAUAGAGGAAAGGUGGAUAGCCCAGUACCAGGAGCCACUAGCAGCAGUGACUGUUGAGAUAAUGGCGGCGGUGGAAACGACGAUUGAACAAGAACUCUCUCGUUCAAAGGAGGAGAUUGAACGUCUACGGAGGCUUCUUCUGGAGUUGGGAGCAGACCCCCAGCAGCUAACUGUCCCUGAAGAGGAGGUUCCCCCUGAGGAGCAGCACUGUGAGCAGGAGUGGAGCCCCAGUCUGGGGGAGCAGGACCCAGAGCCCACACAGAUUAAAGAGGAACAGGAGGAACUCAGGACGAGUCAGGAGGAAGAGCAGCUUCACAGACUUGAGUCUGAUUCCACAGAUGUUGUAGAGUUCAUAUUUCUUGCUCCUCGCUGUGUGGAAAAGUACUCUGAUCAGGACAGAGAGAGGUACACUCUACCCAUCAACACAACUGAACAGAUCCAAACAGAACCUAAUGGAGAGGACUACAGAGUAUCAGAACCAACCAGUGACUCUCUGUUCCUCUCUGCAGUAAAUCCAGACUGUUCUGCAGCUCACAGUGAAAUCAUUGUAAGUGUGGAUGAGGAUGAGAGCGAGGAACCUGUGUUAAAGACCCUCAAAUCAAGGAGGACACAGGCAGAGAAACGACAACGCUCUCAAGUCUUCACUGAGGCCAAGACAACCAGUGAGCUGAAAGAACCACUGAAGUCUGACACAAAUAAGAAGCCAUUCAAAUGUCCUGUGUGCAGUAAACGCUAUAAGACACUAGGCGGGUUAAAAACACAUCAGAGAAUUCACUCAACUAAAAAUAAUCAUCACUGCAAGAAAUGUGGCAAAUCAUUUAGCUUGUUGCAGCAAUGGAAGAACCAUAUGCAGACUCACACAGAGGAAUCGCCUACAUGUCAUGUGUGCAGUAAAAGUUUUAAACUACCAAACCAUCUGAAAACUCAUAUGAGGUGCCACACCGUGGCACCUUAUAUGGAUUCAGGAGAUAAUCCAUAUAAGUGUCCUCUUUGUGUCAGUUCCCUUAUGUCAUCAAAUGAACUAAAACAUAUUUACUUGGGAGAGAAACCAGAGAAUCCAUCGUGCCUCUGCAGCGAUUGUGGCAAAUGCUUCCCAACUAUGAAAACCCUGAGAGACCAUAUGAGGACCACACAUGAAGAAAGAAGGCAUCAGUGCUCUGUUUGUGGAGAUGUUUUUAUGUCAUUGGGUUCUCUUAAAGUUCACCAGAGAGUUCACACUGGAGAGAAACCCCACCAGUGUUCUGUUUGUGGGAAAUAUUUUGCAUUGUAGGGAUGGGAAGUUUGGCUCUUUUUACAGACUCUGAUCUUUUGACUCGUUUAAAUCAAAAUAACUAAUCUUUUGCCAAAUUUCUUUCGAGUCAGUAAUGCCCAGAGCAUGCAGGACCCACUCCCGGUGAAUGAUGAAAUUAUUCUACAAGUCUCUCGUUCACUAUAAGGGGCUUAUUGGAGCUGUCAUUUGUAAAAGUGUCUUUAAGCAAUGUAUAUUUGUGAUUGCCAUAAAUACAAAAAUCUAGGUACGGCCUGACUAGGAAGGAGGACUAGGUACGGCCUGACUAGGAAGGAGGACUAGGUACGGCCUGACCAGGAAGGAGGACUAGGUACGGCCUGACUAGGAAGGAGGACUAGGUACGGCCUGACUAGGAAGGAGGACUAGGUACGGCCUGACUAGGAAGGAGGACUAGGUACGGCCUGACUAGGAAGGAGGACUAGGUACGGCCUGACUAGGAAGGAGGACUAGGUACGGCCUGACUAGGAAGGAGGACUAGGUACGGCCUGACCAGAAAGGAGGACUAGGUACGGCCUGACUAGGAAGGAGGACUAGGUACGGCCUGACUAGGUACGGCCUGACUAGGAAGGAGGACUAGGUACGGCCUGACUAGGAAGGAGGACUAGGUACGGCCUGACUAGGAAGGAGGACUAGGUACGGCCUGACUAGGAAGGAGGACUAGGUACGGCCUGACUAGGAAGGAGGACUAGGUACGGCCUGACUAGGAAGGAGGACUAGGUACGGCCUGACUAGGAAGGAGGACUAGGUACGGCCUGACUAGGAAGGAGGACUAGGUACGGCCUGACUAGGAAGGAGGACUAGGUACGGCCUGACCAGAUUGCCAAGGCAUUCCGUCAAGAGUCAUUACAGGGGCUUGACUGCUGUGAGGGUAAUAUGCACAAUAUAAUUCACACACUGCAGCACCCCCAAACGAUUUGUGUUCCAGUUUGUUGAGCAGAGGCAGUGUAUCAUCAUAACAUUCAAUUAUUAAUGAAUUAGGGGCGGCAGGUAGCCUAGUGGUCAGAGGGGCGGCAGGUAGCCUAGUGGUCAGAGGGGCGGCAGGUAGCCUAGUGGUCAGAGGGGCGGCAGGUAGCCUAGUGGUCAGAGGGGCGGCAGGUAGCCUAGUGGUCAGAGGGGCGGCAGGUAGCCUAGUGGUUAGAGCGUUGGACUAGUAACUGAAAGAUUGCAAGGUCGAAUCCCCGAGCUGACAAGGUAAUAAUCUGUCAUUCUGCCCCUGAACAAGGCAGUUAACCCACUGUUCCUAGGCCGUCAUUGAAAAUUAGAAUUUGUUCUUAAAUGACUUGCCUAAUUAAAUAAAGGUAAAUGAUAAUUGUAUUAAUUCUUGCACCAUGCGUUCAGUUAUCAGAUCUAAACAGGUCUUUUUGUUCACUGCGCUCUCUGCAGGCUUAUCUUUCCCUGCCUGGCUAUAUGACAGACAGCUGUUGGUCAGAGCACGUCUCUGGAGCCGCUGAGCCGGAGGAGGAGGAGCGUGUGUCAAUCCUAUAGUAGGACUCAAUGCGGCCAGCAGGUCAAACGAACAACUAAAAUGAACGAGUCACUCAGAAAAAUGAGUCCGUAAAAAGAGUCGUUCACAAAAAAAAAAGAAUCGUUCGCAACCUGACAACGCAAUAGUGAUGUGCAGUUUAUCAGAAACCACCAGGGAGUUCACUCUGGAGAGAAACGUUGUCAGGUUAUCUGAAACCACCAGGGAGUUCACUCUGGAGAGAAACGUUGUCAGGUUAUCUGAAACCACCAGGGAGUUCACUCUGGAGAGAAACGUUGUCAGGUUAUCAGAAACCACCAGGGAGUUCACUCUGGAGAGAAACGUUGUCAGGUUAUCUGAAACCACCAGGGAGUUCACUCUGGAGAGAAACGUUGUCAGGUUAUCUGAAACCACCAGGGAGUUCACUCUGGAGAGAAACGUUGUCAGGUUAUCAGAAACCACCAGGGAGUUCACUCUGGAGAGAAACGUUGUCAGGUUAUCUGAAACCACCAGGGAGUUCACUCUGGAGAGAAACGUUGUCAGGUUAUCUGAAACCACCAGGGAGUUCACUCUGGAGAGAAACGUUGUCAGGUUAUCUGAAACCACCAGGGAGUUCACUCUGGAGAGAAACGUUGUCAGGUUAUCUGAAACCACCAGGGAGUUCACUCUGGAGAGAAACGUUGUCAGGUUAUCUGAAACCACCAGGGAGUUCACUCUGGAGAGAAACGUUGUCAGGUUAUCAGAAACCACCAGGGAGUUCACUCUGGAGAGAAACGUUGUCAGGUUAUCAGAAACCACCAGGGAGUUCACUCUGGAGAGAAACGUUGUCAGGUUAUCAGAAACCACCAGGGAGUUCACUCUGGAGAGAAACGUUGUCAGGUUAUCAGAAACCACCAGGGAGUUCACUCUGGAGAGAAACGUUGUCAGGUUAUCAGAAACCACCAGGGAGUUCACUCUGGAGAGAAACGUUGUCAGGUUAUCUGAAACCACCAGGGAGUUCACUCUGGAGAGAAACGUUGUCAGGUUAUCAGAAACCACCAGGGAGUUCACUCUGGAGAGAAACGUUGUCAGGUUAUCAGAAACCACCAGGGAGUUCACUCUGGAGAGAAACGUUGUCAGGUUAUCAGAAACCACCAGGGAGUUCACUCUGGAGAGAAACCGUUCUGCUGCCACUGCUUUAAAAAUUGACUGAACUUGUAGAACAUGGUAGAAAGUCAGUUGUUUUCAAAGAGAGCAGUCAGUCAGUGUCCUGGCACCAGGAGUCCCUAUUCAUCUAUGAUAGAAGACAGUGUCCUGAGUGGUAUUAUAUCUCAACCCUGUUCAUCUAUGAUAGAAGACAGUGUCCUGAGUGGUAUUAUAUCUCAACCCUGUUCAUCUAUGAUAGAAGACAGUGUCCUGAGUGGUAUUAUAUCUCAACCCUGUUCAUCUAUGAUAGAAGACAGUGUCCUGAGUGGUAUUAUAUCUCAACCCUGUUCAUCUAUGAUAGAAGACAGUGUCCUGAGUGGUAUUAUAUCUCAAAAGGACACUUGUUUUUGUUGUGUGAAGUUUCAUUGUUCACUAACCAUGUCUGAUUUUAACAUUGUUAUUGAACGACUAUUAAUCUGUCUUUUCUGUUUGAUCAAACCCAUGAAUAAACUGACAAAGGCACAUUGUCCACAAGCAGACUGCA